AUGGAGCCCACAAAUUUACAGAAAGCUAUAGCUACAGCUAACAAGGCAUCACAAGAGGACCAGGCUGGAAAUUUUGAAGAGGCCAUUAAAUCUUACCAACACGCUGUAAAGUACUUUCUUCACAUACUGAAACGUGAACCUCAGGGGAAAGAGGGUAACCAGAAGAUAAGAGAUAAAUGCAAGCAGUACCUGGACCGAGUGGAGGAGCUACAAGACUAUCUAGACAAAAAAGAGGUCACUAGAAAUGAUGCCAUCACUAAAGCUAUAGAUCUUGCCGGUAAAGCAGCGCAAGAGGACAAAGCACAGAACUAUGAGGAGGCACUGCGUCUGUAUCAGCACGCCGUUCAGUACUUCCUGCAUGUGGUCAAAUAUGAAGCACAGGGGGAUAAGGCUAAACAAAGUAUCAGAGCCAAAUGUGCUGAGUAUCUGGACAGGGCAGAGAAAUUGAAGGAGUACCUUAAAAAGAAAGAGAAAGCUCCUGCCAAGCCUGUGAAGGAAUCUGGCUCUGAGGACAAAGGGAACGACAGCGAUGAAGGGGAAGAUCCAGAGAAAAAGAAGUUUCAAAAUCAACUCCAAGGAGCAAUCGUCAUGGAAAAGCCAAACAUUAAGUGGAAUGAUGUGGCAGGGCUAGAGGGAGCCAAAGAGGCACUGAAGGAGGCCGUCAUCCUGCCAAUCAAAUUCCCACACCUCUUCACAGGUAAAAGAACUCCAUGGAGGGGCAUCCUGCUCUUUGGCCCUCCUGGUACAGGAAAGUCCUACCUGGCCAAAGCUGUGGCCACAGAGGCCAACAACUCCACCUUCUUCUCCAUCUCAUCCUCAGACCUGGUGUCCAAGUGGUUGGGAGAGAGUGAAAAGCUUGUGAAGAAUCUGUUCAGCCUGGCCCGGGAGCACAAACCCUCCAUCAUCUUCAUCGAUGAAAUUGACUCACUGUGUGGCUCUAGGAGCGAAAACGAGAGCGAGGCUGCGCGCAGGAUCAAGACCGAGUUCCUGGUUCAGAUGCAAGGUGUUGGUAAUGACAAUGAUGGCAUCUUGGUUUUGGGUGCCACUAAUAUUCCAUGGACUUUGGACUCUGCCAUCAGAAGACGCUUUGAGAAACGAAUCUACAUUCCCCUGCCAGAGGAGCAUGCCCGUGCCUUCAUGUUUAAGCUCCACCUGGGCACCACCCCCAACAGUCUCACAGACUCCGACUUUACCACUCUAGGCAAAAAGACAGAGGGCUACUCAGGGGCUGACAUCAGCAUCAUCGUCAGGGACGCACUCAUGCAACCUGUCAGGAAGGUCCAAUCAGCCACGCACUUCAAACGGGUACGAGGGCCAUCAAGAGAUGACCCCAACGUCCUUGUAGAUGAUCUCCUGACCCCAUGUUCUCCUGGAGACCCCAAUGCCAUUGAAAUGACUUGGAUGGAAGUAUCUGGGGAGAAGCUUCUGGAACCUGUUGUUAGCAUGGCCGACAUGCUGAGGUCUCUCUCCAGCACAAAGCCAACUGUCAACGAGCAGGACCUUGAGAAACUGAAAAAAUUCACCGAAGACUUCGGCCAGGAGGGCUGAAGGGGGCGCUCUCAUGUCAACCAAAGCAAACAGAUCAUGAUUGUAAACACUUUUCUCUCUCUCUCUCUCUCUCUCUCUCUCUCUCUCUCUCUCUCUCUCUCUCUCUAAAUUUUUACAUCCCUAAUUUUUCCCUCUCAUUUUCCUCACUGUGUACUAUUUCUACUUUUGGACUCUUAUUUUGACAGCAGCCAGUUUUGGCAGGCUGGUGUAGGUGAGCUACAUGAGCCUCUGUUUAAAAUGCGUUUUAAUCCUCUAUAUUCUAGCCUUACUCAACACUCAGUUUAAUCUGUCAGUCACUCCCUGCCUACAAGACUGUCAUCAGUUUUCCAAAGAUAUACACACUUUUUUCUUGUCUUUUUUUUUGUCCCUGAAAAAUCCCAGUUAUUUCCGUUAAUUAAUUCAAUCAGUUUGCAUAUUAUUAUCGUCAUCAUCUUCGUCAUCAUCAACAGCAUUGUCAUCAGUAUAGCUCCCUAUGAUUUAAAAAGAAAAAAAGUCACUGAUUUGUGGAAGAAUAUCCAAUCAGAGGGAAGUGUUGCUCAAAUGACCCGUGAGUCAUUGGUCAGCCUCUGAUUGACUAUGAAGUGCUUCAGUUGCUGAUGCCAGUCUUGUUGGCAGGGUAAUGGGUACCUGAAUGGACAUAAAAACCCAGAACCCAGGUGAACUGUAACCUGGAGGAGAACUUGCACCUCUUUGUAAACCCUAACUGAAAACGGUCUUUAUAGAUAGUUUAUGGAAAUGCAUAUUGUGCACAAUAUGAAGUGAUGUAACCUUUAUUCUUUUUCAAAGAGCUCUUUAUGGGUGGAGGAUCAGAUUGUAGUCACAAGGGUUAUGAGGGCUGAUGUUCUGGACACAAGUUGCUUUGGGCCAGUUCCUUUUUUUUAAAAUAAGUAUGCAUAGAUAUAUAUUUAACACUUUUCCAUUCAAGAAAGGCAGUUCGAAUCAGUACCUUAGCACCUUGAUUUUGACGCAUAGGGAUCAACAAAAAGACAUGCCCCUGCGAGUCAGGGACCACUUUGACCAAUAACUAAAUGAGCUCAUAUGCUCAUUUCCUUCACAGUGUCUCCAAUAUUAUUCCUUCACUCAUUCGUGGGUUUAUCUCACAGCGCUUCUGUACAUAAAUCUUGCACCAAACAAUAAUGCCUUACCACAUUUACACAACAGGGCUGAGCAGGAGAGAGAAGAGGAGGCCGUGCAAAAAAGAAAAAAAAAAAGUCUUUUUGCUGGCCCUUGGUUGGCGAUGUGACAAAAAUGUCAUAGAACAUACGACAUGUGUCUGCGCCCGUUUUCUGAACAGGCUUUUAACGACCUUGCUGUCAAACCUCGUUUCGGGGUAGCAAACCACGUGCCUUCUAUAUAUUUUUUUUUUCUUUUUUUUCGGUUUACUCUUUGUGCUUACUAAACAGAAGGUGAUACAGAAAGGAACAGGUCUAUGGUGUGCAUUUUUUAAAUAGUCAGAGCAUAUAAGAAACUAUGGGUAAUGUUUUACACAUUUCAUUUGUGAAUGUUACUCUCUAGGCUUAUAUACAACUGUAUUCCUAUGCAUCUAGGGUGUUGGCUUUCUUACAAAAUGUUAUCCAGAGUAGAAAGUAUAUUGCAUGGUCUUUUUUAAUAAAUAAAAGUAAUUGUAUAGAUAUCUUUAGGUUUAUAUGAAGAUGUUUCCUGUUAAAUGUUUCCUCUGCCUCAGCACUCAUCAGGACAUGUUUGGUUAUCUUUAUUUCUUCUAUCAAAUACAUGUAAAUAAAAGUACACCUGAAAAAGG
Chanos chanos (milkfish) is the source of this 3307-nucleotide messenger RNA. It is a transcript of the gene vps4b, whose product is annotated as vacuolar protein sorting 4 homolog B. The record is from RefSeq and is a predicted model, not a curated record. Bases 1 to 1548 code for a protein of 515 amino acids. The transcript is spliced from 13 exons. Gene Ontology annotation, biological process: vacuole organization; endosomal transport. Gene Ontology annotation, molecular function: ATP binding; ATP hydrolysis activity. Lineage: Eukaryota; Metazoa; Chordata; Actinopteri; Gonorynchiformes; Chanidae.